Messenger RNA from Calypte anna (Anna's hummingbird), 5775 nucleotides. It is a transcript of the gene MAST3, whose product is annotated as microtubule associated serine/threonine kinase 3. The record is from RefSeq and is a predicted model, not a curated record. Gene Ontology annotation, molecular function: magnesium ion binding; protein serine/threonine kinase activity; protein binding. Lineage: Eukaryota; Metazoa; Chordata; Aves; Apodiformes; Trochilidae. The coding region runs from base 152 to 4510 and encodes 1452 amino acids. Gene Ontology annotation, biological process: intracellular signal transduction; peptidyl-serine phosphorylation. The transcript has 27 exons.
GGGCGGGUGGCAGCGGGAGCGCGGCCCGGCUCCGGUUCCUGCCCUCGGUUCCUGCCUCCGGACCCGGUCUCCCGGAGAGGUCCAGGCCUCGGUUCCUGCCCUUGGCGGGUUCCGCUGGGCUGUGCCGGCGGAUCCGGCUGAGCCCCCCGCCAUGUCGGACCCGAGCUGCUGGGGAGCCGCCCCGCCCGGUUACCGGGGCCAGCGGUCCGCCGGGGCCCUGCUCCAGCGCUCCAAGAGUUGCCGAAGCAGCAAUAGGAAGAGCUUAGUGGUGGGCACCCCCUCACCCACCCUCUCCCGUCCUCUCUCCCCUCUCUCCGUGCCCACAGCUGGCAGCAGCCCCUUGGACAGCCCACGCAACUUCUCUGCCAGCACCUCUGUCAACUUCCCCUUUGCUCGCAGCCAUGCUCCUCGGACUGACAGGGCUGAUGGCAGAAGGUGGUCACUGGCUUCACUCCCCUCCUCUGGCUAUGGGACCAACACCCCCAGCUCCACUGUCUCGUCGUCCUCAUCCUCCCAGGAGCGCCUGCACCAGCUCCCAUUCCAGCCCACCCCCGACGAGCUGCAUUUCCUUUCUAAGCAUUUCCGCAGUACGGAGAGCGUCACGGAUGAGGAGGGGCGGCACUCGCCCUGCCUGCGCCCACGAUCCCGGAGCCUCAGCCCUGGACGGACGAGUGGAACGUUUGAUAAUGAGGUUGUGAUGAUGAACCAUGUCUACAAAGAGAGGUUCCCCAAGGCCACGGCCCAGAUGGAAGAACGUCUGCAGGACACCAUCACGAACUUCUCACCAAGCAGCACUCUGCCACUGGCAGAUGGGGUGUUGGGCUUCAUCCACCACCAGAUCAUCGAGCUGGCCCGUGACUGCCUGGCCAAGUCCCAGGGAGCUCUCAUCACCUCCCGCUACUUCAUGGAGCUGCAGGAGAAACUUGAGAAGAUGCUCCGAGAUGCUCAGGAGCGUUCUGAGAGCGAGGAGGUGAAGUUUAUUGACCAACUGGUGAGGAAACUGCUGAUCAUCAUCUCCCGUCCUGCUCGUCUCUUGGAGUGCCUGGAGUUUGACCCAGAGGAAUUUUACCAUCUCCUGGAAGCUGCAGAAGGACAUGCCAAAGUUGGCCAAGGAAUAAAGACUGAUAUUCCCCGAUACAUCAUCAGCCAACUGGGGCUCGUCAAGGACCCACUGGAGGAAAUGGUCCAGCUGGAUCACUUUGACAGUGGAAACACCAUCACACCAGAGAACGAUGACACUUGUGAGAGCCAGCCUUCAGCCACUGUUCCUCGGAGGAAGCCCUGUGAGGGGGACUUUGAGACCAUCAAACUGAUCAGCAACGGGGCUUACGGGGCUGUGUACCUGGUGAGGCACAGGGAGACACGGCAGCGUUUUGCCUUGAAGAAAAUCAACAAGCAGAACCUCAUCCUGAGGAACCAGAUCCAGCAGGUGUUUGUGGAGAGGGACAUCCUCACCUUUGCAGAGAACCCCUUUGUGGUCAGCAUGUUCUGUUCCUUUGAGACCAAGCGACACCUCUGCAUGGUGAUGGAGUAUGUGGAAGGGGGGGAUUGUGCCACAUUGCUGAAGAACAUGGGUCCCCUGCCUGUGGACAUGGCGAAGAUGUACUUUGCUGAGACAGUCCUGGCCCUGGAAUAUCUCCACAACUACGGAAUUGUCCACCGAGACCUCAAACCUGACAAUUUGCUCAUCACCUCCAUGGGCCACAUAAAGCUGACUGACUUUGGGCUGUCAAAGAUAGGCCUGAUGAACAUGACCACAAACCUUUAUGAAGGGCACAUGGAGAAGGACACUCGGGAGUUCAUGGACAAGCAGGUCUGUGGCACUCCAGAGUACAUUGCUCCAGAGGUCAUCCUCAUCCAGGGCUAUGGGAAGCCCGUUGACUGGUGGGCCAUGGGCAUCAUCCUCUACGAGUUCCUGGUGGGCUGCGUCCCCUUCUUUGGAGACACCCCUGAGGAGCUCUUUGGGCAGGUCAUCAGUGAUGAAAUUAUGUGGCCAGAAGGGGAUGAGGCUCUUCCUGCAGAUGCCCAGGACCUGAUCACACGGUUGCUGAGACAAUGUCCCCUGGAGCGCUUGGGCACCGGAGGUGCACAGGAGGUGAAGCACCAUUCCUUUUUCCUCCACCUGGACUGGAACAGUCUCCUGCGGCAGAAGGCUGAGUUCAUCCCCCAGCUGGAGUCAGAGGAUGACACCAGCUACUUUGACACACGUUCCGAGAGGUACAGACACCUGGAUUCAGAGGAUGAGGAAACCAAUGAUGAGGAAUCAUCUGUAGAGAUCGGGCAGUUCUCCUCCUGCUCCCAUCGCUUCAGCAAGGUGUACAGCAGCUCUGAAUUCCUGGCAGUUCACUCCAACCUCAGCCUCUCCUCCUCUGACCGGAGUCACACCGACGACAAAGAGGAGCGAUGGGACAGGCACUCAGGGGAUGAGGAGAGGACCCAGCUGGCUGGCCCAGAGCCCCGGCUCCGCUCCUGGACGUCCUGCAGCUCCACUCCAUCCACCUCCCGGCACGAGCGGAGCCGCAGCCCCGCAGCGCUGCCCAGCACCUACAGCCUGGACACCAUGCCCAAGUUUGCCUUCUCCUCAGAGGAUGAAAGUCCUUGUGUGGCUUCCUCCAAGCCAGAGAAACCUAAAUUUGUCCUGGGAGACCCUGACAUGGGGACCUGCAGCGCGGCGAAGCCAUCGGCGUUAUCCGCAGAUCUCGUCAGCCUGAACCGCAUCCGCCUCCGGAGCAACAGCACAGGCACCAAAAACUCCACUCCCCGGGGCCUGGAGCCGGGUGGGAGCCGUCGGCUGAGCAGCCAGAAGGAUGUGGCAGAGCGGCAGCGCGCCUCGCCCGGCAGCCGUGUCCCUAAAUCUGCCUCUGUCUCAGCCCUGUCCCUCAUCGUCACCUCAGAUGACAUCGGUGGUGGUGCCUUGAUGAGCCCCAUCUCCCCACACUCCCUCUCAUCCAACCCCUCUUCCCGUGACUCCUCCCCAAGCCGAGACUCAUCCCUGGCCAUCGCCAGCCUCCGGCCUCCCAUCAUCAUCCACAGCUCCGGCAAGAAGUACGGCUUCACCCUGCGAGCCAUCCGCGUCUACAUGGGGGACAGCGACGUCUACACCGUCCACCACAUGGUCUGGAGCGUGGAAGAAGGGAGCCCGGCGCAGGAAGCGGGGCUGAGAGCAGGAGACCUCAUCACACAUGUGAACGGCGAGUCGGUGCUGGGCUUGGUUCACCGGGACGUCGUGGAGUUGCUGCUGAAGAGUGGGAACAAAGUGGCCCUGCGGACCACUGCCCUGGAGAACACCUCCAUUAAAAUUGGCCCCGCUCGGAAAAACAGUUCCAAAACAAGGAUGGCCCGGAGGAGUAAGAAGAGCAGGAAAAGGGAUGGCCAGGACAGCAGGAGAAAAUCCCUUUUCAAGAAGAUCUCCAAGCAGUCCUCAGUCCUGCACACCAGCCGCAGCUUCUCCUCUGGCCUCCACCACUCACUGUCCUCCAGUGAAAGCCUUCCAGAGUCCCCCACCCACAGCUUGUCCCCAGGUCCCCCGACACCCUGCCGCAGCCCUGCUCCUGACCUGUCCUCAGAUGCUGUGUCCCCACAGAGCACCUCUCCCUCCUCCAGCACCCCGACGUCACCCGCCGGCCACGUGCGUCCCAGCUCCCUGCACGGCCUGGCCCCCAAACUGGGGGGGCAACGCUACAAAGUGGGACGUCGCAAAUCCACCAGCAGCAUCCCCCCCUCACCCCUGGCCUGCACCCCUUCCUCUACCCAGCGCCCACCUUCUCCUCAACGCUCCCCAUCCCCUCUUCCCGGCCACCCCAAAAACCCCCAUCCCUUCCAGGGCAAGACCUUGUCCCCCCCCACCAUCGGCCGGCAGAGCUCCCGUCCCCGCAGCACCGAUUGCCCCCGCUCCCCCCUCCUCAAACGCGUCCAGUCGGCCGAGAUCGUCCCCGUCCUGGGGGAGAAGAAGACGUCGGGGGGGCGCAAGCUGGAGCUGCCCCCCGGGGAUGGGGAGGCCGUGGGGGAAGGCGAAACGCCACCGCUGUACCCCGGGGAGCACGGGUAUCACCUCCCCAGCACCCGGGAGAGGCACGACCGGGACCAGGAGAUGGUGGUGAUGCGGCGGUUGAACCUCUCCGAACGUCGGGAUUCCUUCAAGAAGCAAGAGGCCGUCCAAGAAGUGAGUUUUGAUGAACCAGAACCGACACCGGCGAGCGAAGACGAUGGGAAGAGCGAAACCGGGCAGGAUGGGGCUCUCCGGUGCGGAGCCAAACCCAACUCCGUGCCACAAAUCGCGGUGCAGGGCUCCGAGAGCGACGAGCAGGAGCUGGUGGCACCUGAGUGGGAAUGUCGGGGCUCCUAUCCCCUCGGGACCACCCCACAGCCACACAGCAGUGUCCCCACGCUGCGGUGGGAUGGAUGCGAGCACCGGAACUGCGGGGAGAAACCCCCCGGUCACCGGCAACCGGGGGGUGCUCAGCUCCCGGUCCCUCGUGGCAGCGCCUGGAGCAGGGCCGAGCAGGUCUGAGCUUGGGGAUGGCUCCAGAACACCCGCCCUCACCUUCCCCCCAAAAAACCCACCCUGCGUGGCCUAGCCCUCAUGUCACCAUCCCCGGAGGUGUCACCAUCCCCGGAGCCGGUUUGGACGUCGGCGCUGGCCCUGCCCCGGCCCUUCGCCUCCCCCGAGGGGUUUUUGUACUCCCUGAGAGAUGUUGAUAUUUUUAUAGAAAUGUGGGAGCUUUUCCAGGGGCGGCAGCGUUUCCCCACCUUUGUGUACAGAGUGGACUGGAUGCAAAUAUUCCUUCAUUAAUUUAUUACUUUUUAUAAGCUAAUUGGGCAGCGCAGGGCCCUCACGGUGUCCCCGGGCGUUUCCCAGCCGGAUAAGAUGACAUUUUCUAACCAUGCCAAGACUACUUCCCAACUUUUAACUUCAAUUUUAACUGGAAACACCCCAAAACUCCUAAAAAAAAAUCCCAAAACAUCAGGGAGGGGUAAUUUUCAUAUUUAUAACAUAAUAUAACCUAAAACCACACCAAAUCCCCCAACAACAUCCCUGAAACCGUGGUGGUCCGAGCUGAGAUGUGCACGGGUGGGUUUCCAUGCCUCAGGGUCAUCCUGUGAUGACCUUACAGGGAAGCUGGAGAGGUGGAUAGUGGAUGUAAAGGGAAAUCUGGGAACUUCUGCCUUUUCUUCCCCCUCCUUGUUGCUUUUUAUCCAACGAACCACCCCCCAACCCAGCAUUUUUCCCCCAUUUCUACCAUUUUCUACAAUGUUACUCUCUCCAUCCCUUGACGCAUGUACUGACUUCCCCCCCUCCCACUACUCUGGGUCAGGAGGGGAGGGGACAGUCCCCUCUUUUCCCACCCCACUUCCAUCACCACCCAAGCAGCCAGGUGGAUUUUUCCAGCUGCAUUUUGGAUUCGUUUGUGCGCAUGUGGUUUGUGCCAGGCUCCAGAGACCGUUUUUUUCUUCCCAUUAAACCAGCGCCGUUUCUUCCUUCCCAAAAAAAAAGAACAAAAAAAAAAACAACCCCAAGCAGAUGGAGCCACUCUGUGUUUCCUUUGCUUCUCCUUCCACCAUCUGCACGGGAAGGGCUUGGGAUGGCAGCAGGAUUAUGGGGAGACACUGGGCACCCCAUGCCUGCCAGUGUGGGGGGAACUGGGAACUGGAUACAGUGGGAAAAAUGAGGGUUUUUUAAUGGAAAAUGGGAAAAGCCAAAGGCUGGUGUCUGCCUGCCUGCAUCCGGCUCCGUUCUCACCCCCUGGGAAAGUUUUUGGGUGUAUUAAAGUUCUC